This is a messenger RNA of Drosophila mojavensis, 1468 nucleotides long. Its product is annotated as aquaporin. Bases 365 to 1189 code for a protein of 274 amino acids. The transcript has 2 exons. Gene Ontology annotation, molecular function: water channel activity. Lineage: Eukaryota; Metazoa; Arthropoda; Insecta; Diptera; Drosophilidae. Gene Ontology annotation, cellular component: plasma membrane. The record is from RefSeq and is a predicted model, not a curated record. Gene Ontology annotation, biological process: transmembrane transport.
AUUGGCCAAGUUGAGGCGCCACAUUCAUAGAUCUCGGGGUGAUAGGAUUGGGCAUUAAGUGGCACGCCGGGUGGCAAUGUGGGUAAGGAAUUCUCAGAGCUCGAAACAUGAUAAAUUAUCUAUUAAUUUGAGAAUGGGGUUUGACUAGACGAUGACAAUAGCAAAUAGUAAGAAGUCCCAUAUCUAAGCAAAAAAUAAAAAAAUAUAUAUACAAAAUUCUCAUAAUAAUUAGCAUUAAGGUUUUAUAAUUCAUAUUGAUUGAUUAGGGUCCAAUUUAAAGUCGAAACCUUGCGCUGCUCGAAGCCAACACUAGGCUAACUAGGCCCACGGGCGCAGACAGUUGGCUCAGUUGUAUUUGACUAGCAUGUCGCAGCAGAGGUUAACCAUUAACGGUUCCACCACCAGCUCCAGGGCGCGAUGGCGCUACCUCAAGCUGCGCGCCGAGAAUCGGGCGCGAGUGGCCGCCUUCUUUGGCGAGCUGGUGGGCACGGCCACGUUCAUAUUCGUUGCCUGCAUGGGCUGUGUGACCACGCCCCUGUUUCUCAACUCACACUUCGAGCUGAGCCUGAACUUCGGGUUGGCCAUUCUGAUUGCCAUACAGAGCUUCGGCUCCAUUUCGGGCGCCCAUCUCAAUCCGGCCAUCACGCUGGCGGCCCUGAUCUACGGCGUCAUCAACUGGUACAUGGCCAUAGCGUACCUGGUGGCCCAGGUGGCAGGCGGCUUGAUUGGCUACGGCCUGCUGAAGGCUGUGCUGCCCCUGAACGCCAUUGUGGGCGUGGACGAGCCGGCGGGCGUUUGUGUCACAGUUCUGAGCAAGGACAUUUCAGUGCUGCAGGGCGUCUUCAUUGAGCUGUUGAUCACCUGCUUCCUGACCAUGGUCGCCUGCUCGGUGUGGGAUCCGCGCAAUGCCAAGCUGAAGGAUUCGGUGCCCAUUCGUUUCGGCCUGACAGUUUCGUGCCUCAACUUGGCGGCGGGCCUGUUCACUGGCUCCAGCAUGAAUCCGACCCGCUCGCUGGGCCCGGCGGUGUGGAACAAUUCCUGGCAGAACCACUGGAUCUACUGGGUGGGUCCGCUGGUUGGCGCCGCAAUCACCUCGAUCAUCUAUCGAUUGGCAUUCAAGGGCCGCAGCGAGGAGGUGCUCGAGCUGCGCACCUCAAAUGCCCAAAUCAACUUCAUUGAUAAGGUUUAGCGGAUGUGUUUGAGCUAUAUUAGCUUUAAGUGAAGUUUAAGUUUAAUAUAAUCACAUUAAUUAACUAAAACUAACAAAGUCUGCGACUUUAAUUUAUUUCUCUUCCGAUUCCAUAUCAUAGAAAAAACGCGUGCGAUAUGUUUAUCAGCCUGAGAAGCGAAACUAUUGUAGCGACAAUAAAAAGAGUGCUAUAAAAAAAUAUUGUUAAAAAUCUGACACUAAUUAAAGUCUUGUAUUAAAGAAAGUGUCUCAAUAGACCGACAAUCGAUAAGAUAGCUC